AUGUGCCCACAUAGUACGGCAGGCCCUGACGGAUUCUCGGCACAUUUUUUUCAAUGUUGUUGGGAAAUUAUUGGUCAAGAUCUCUACGGCGCAGUUUUGGAUUUCCUCUCGGGAUCUACUCCUCCGAAGAAUUUCACAACGACAACCAUCGUUCUCAUUCCAAAGAUUGAGGCUCCAUCCACUUGGAAAGAUUUCAGGCCCAUUAGCCUUUGUAACGUCACGGGAAAAAUCCUAUCCAAAGUCAUCAACAACCAAAUGGCCAAACUGCUUCCCAAAAUCAUCUCCCCUUCCCAGAGCGAUUUUGUUCAGGGUCGCAUGAUUUCAGAUAAUAUUCUUCUUGCACAAGAACUUUCCCACUGUCUUGGAAAAAAUGGCAGUCUGAGCAACACCAUAUUCAAGCUUGACAUGGAAAAAGCCUAUGACCGUGUUAACUGGACAUUCCUCUACCACAUGCUUGUGAGAGUGGGAUUUCCAACGCACUGGAUUAACAUGAUCAAGAAACUCAUUGAAAACUGUUGGUUUAGUAUUUUGAUCAACGGUGAAGGGGUGGGAUUUUUUAAGUCGACGCGAGGCCUCAGACAAGGGGAUCCAUUAUCCCCAACGCUCUUCGUUAUUGCAGCAGAAUGCUUAUCCAGAGGACUUGAUUGGCUUUUCCAACAGCAGCCCCGUAUGAAUUUCUUUGCAAGGAGCAGCAAGAACAUCUCCCACCUGGCAUUUGCAGACGAUAUCAUUAUCUUCUCGAAAGGUACCCGCAAGGACCUAAAAACACUCAUAGAAUUCCUUAGGCACUACGAGCUCAUUUCUGGGCAGCGCAUCAACAAGGAGAAAAGCUCCUUCACGGUCGAUAAAAAGACCUCCAACAUGAGAAUUCGCUGCAUCCAACAAGUCACUGGCUUCAGGCUGAAAUACCUUCCUAUCACAUACCUGGGAGCGCCUCUCUUCAAAGGGAACAAGAAGGGAGCUCUCUUCGACGAACUCAUUCAAAAAAUUCGGAAUAAGAUCACAGGAUGGGAAAAAGCACUCCUGUCCCAUGGAGGACGGCUUCAGCUCAUCAAAAGUGUCCUCAGUGCCAUGCCGACAUACCUGCUUCAAGUCCUGAAACCUAAGUAUGUAAUGGAACGCAUUGAAAGACUUUUCAACAAGUUCCUUUGGGGCAAUACUGGAAGUCAUCCAGUCCCAGCUAAGCUCUCAUACAUCGCCUCACCAAACUGGAAAAGAAUGUGCCGACACAGAAAAGAAGCGGACAAGCAGAUCUUCUGGAGCCUCGGAAAAGGACACAUCUCAUUUUGGUUCGAUAACUGGAUUGGUGAAAAACCCCUCUUUGAGAUAUUGCCUUAUUUUGAGUGGAACACAACUCCUGUCAACAACUACUGGGAAAAUAAUUCCUGGAACAUUGCAAAACUGAGAGAAGUGCUUACAGCAGACAUGGUUCAUCAAAUUUGCCAGAUACCGUUUGACGUCGACACCAGUGAUACACCUUUGUGGAAGUUGAGUGGUGAUGGGAUUUUCAGUAUGAAAGCCACGUGGAACUCACUGAGACAGACGAGAGCUACACAACAGCUCGUUAAGGAAAUCUGGUCUCCGUUUGUUACCCCAACAAUGUCUGUCUUCAUGUGGAGACUUAUCAACGACAAACUUCCAGUUGAUGAGAAGCUCCAGAAAAAAGGUAUUCAACUGGCCUCUAAGUGCUCUUGCUAUAAUCAUGUCGAAAGUCUCCAGCACGUGUUCAUUGAAGGCAAUGGGAUUAGAUGUGUGUGGGAGCAUUUUGCCAAGAAAUUUAACAUGCACCUUCCUAACACUGAUAACAUUGUGCUCCUUUUGAACUAUUGGAGGAUAUCAGCAUUGGGGCAAAACCACAUUAGAAUGAUUGUUCCCAUGCUCAUCUUGUGGUUUGGUUGGCUUGAAAGGAAUGAUGUGAAGCAUCGGAAUAAAAAUUUUAACUCGGAACGCAUCAAAUGGAAGGUCCACCAACACAUUGUCACCACUUUCAAAAGCAAAACGACCAAACGCAUCAACUGGAAAGGGGACCGAUUUGUGGCGAAAUCCAUGGGACUCGAACUUGGAUCGCAAUACAAGCCCAAAAUCAAGAUCGUGAAGUGGACCAAACCGGAGCUUGGAUGGAUCAAAAUCAACACGGAUGGGGCCUCUAAAGGGAACCCGGGACGUGCUGGAGCAGGAGGAAUUGCGAGAGAUGAGGAGGGAGCAGUCAUUUUAGCAUUUUAUGAAGUUCUUGGAGAAACGAAUAAUACGUUUGCGGAAGUAUUCGCCCUAUUUAAAGCCCUCCAACUAUGUCAAACUGAAAACAUUCCACGGAUUUGGAUUGAGGUUGAUGCGAAUUGUAUCCUCCAUCUCGUUCAACAAUCAGAGAAAGCGCACUGGCCUCUUAAGCACAUGCUCACACACAUUCGCUUGAUGCUGAAAAAGGUGGAGUACAAAAUCACGCAUAUCUACCGAGAGGGAAACAAAGCAGCUGACUAUCUUGCUAACCUCGCAUGCUCUACAAAUAGCUCUAAACUCUUGAGAGGAGAGGAGAUUCAAGGACAACUCUGCUCCGCUGCUGCUGCAAGGCUCCAUUUUGCUGCUACUGUCCGCUGCUCUGCUGCUGCUUUCAUGGUGAUGCAGAUUGCUGUUUCUGUGCUGCUGCUGCCGCAAGUCUGUUCCUGCUUCUUUGCUGCCGCUGCUGCAAAUGCUUUCCUGCAGCUGCAACUUGCUUCACUGCUGCUGUUGUUGUGUUCCUGUCACUCUGCUGCCUGUUUCAAUGGCGCUGCAGCAGCAACCACCUCCAAACGGCGCUACAGUGAUGAGGAUUCAUCUCAGUUCAGGGAGUUUCCUAAACCUCUCCUUUCAUUUUGUCAGAACCAUGGCACUGUGACAGCAGCUGCUUUUCACUGCAACGACCUUGCUUUUACUGCUGCCAUGCCACUUGUUGUUGUGGCUGCAGCAAGCAACUUCAGGGGGCACUUAUGCGAAGAUGAUCCAUCCCACUUCAGGAAUCCAAUAAUGGCAUCAUCCUUUUUCUGCUUGUGGGAAUCACAAACACAACCAGGAAGAGGAUUCUCAGCGUCCUACUGUUUCUGCUUCUGCUGCAAGCCUAAAAAGGCUGCAACUGCUGCUGCUGCUGCUGUUCAGCCGCAGCUCCUGUCGUGCCCUCAAGCUGAUCAUGGAUGCAAGUCCACAACCGAAGGUUAUGGUUAUCUUGGACAGAACCAUGGCACUGUGACAGCAGCUGCUUUUCGCUGCAAUGACCUUGCUUUUACUGCUGCCAUGCCACUUGUUGUUGUGGCUGCAGCAAGCAACUUCAGGGGGCAUUUAUGCAAAGAUGAUUCACCUCACUUCAGGAAUUCAUGGUAA
Messenger RNA from Sesamum indicum (sesame), 3351 nucleotides. RefSeq lists its product as uncharacterized. Gene Ontology annotation, molecular function: RNA-DNA hybrid ribonuclease activity; nucleic acid binding. The record is from RefSeq and is a predicted model, not a curated record. Lineage: Eukaryota; Viridiplantae; Streptophyta; Magnoliopsida; Lamiales; Pedaliaceae.